Messenger RNA from Filobasidium floriforme, 872 nucleotides. RefSeq names its product ribosomal protein S11-domain-containing protein. The transcript has 4 exons. Gene Ontology annotation, molecular function: mRNA 5'-UTR binding; small ribosomal subunit rRNA binding; structural constituent of ribosome. Gene Ontology annotation, biological process: maturation of SSU-rRNA from tricistronic rRNA transcript (SSU-rRNA, 5.8S rRNA, LSU-rRNA); ribosomal small subunit assembly; translation. Gene Ontology annotation, cellular component: ribosome; cytosolic small ribosomal subunit. The record is from RefSeq and is a predicted model, not a curated record. NCBI's taxonomy places the organism in Eukaryota, Fungi, Basidiomycota, Tremellomycetes, Filobasidiales, Filobasidiaceae. Bases 108 to 557 code for a protein of 149 amino acids.
CUCUCAAAGUUGAUCUCGUCGAUAACAUUCAUUCAAUUUCCCCAACGUCGACGGCCGGUUCCUUUCUCUUCACCGACUUCUUUUUCGACGACAAGAAGACUAUCAAAAUGGCCCCCAAAGUCCGAGCCCCCAAGGAGAACGCCGUCACCAACCUCGGCCCCCAGUCCGACGACGGAUUGGUGUUCGGUGUUGCUCACAUCUUCGCCUCGUUCAACGACACUUUCGUCCACGUUACCGAUCUUUCCGGAAAGGAAACCAUCUCGCGUGUUACCGGAGGAAUGCAGGUCAAGGCUGACCGAGACGAGUCGUCUCCCUACGCCGCCAUGUUGGCUUCGCAGGCCGUUGCCGCCAAGUGCAAGGAGGUCGGUAUCACCGCCGUCCACAUCAAGCUCCGAGCUACCGGUGGUACUGGUACCAAGCAACCCGGACCGGGUGCCCAGUCGGCUCUCCGAGGUCUCGCCCGAUCCGGUAUGAGGAUCGGACGUAUCGAGGACGUCACCCCCAUUCCUUCCGACUCUACCAGGAGGAAGGGUGGUCGACGAGGAAGGAGGCUGUAGAGACCUCGCUCUUUUUACCUGGAAACAUCUUGGAACGCCUUGCGUACAGGAUCCGGGAAGAGUGGGUCGUCUAGAGGGAGAAGUCUCGGUCAACAAUGUCGCCAGGCUAGAGCACGCCUACUCCGCCUCUCUUUUCGUCGGGAGAUGCAAGUGUGUGACUGGAGGAUACUAUUCCAUGGUGUCUUGUCUCGUCCGUCAAUCUAUAGGCCAUUCAUGUAAUCGUCUAAUUAUCGGUGGACCGAGGGAAGCCCUUUUACGGGAUCGGAUCCGAAACACACAUGAGAGUCGUGGCUCGCCAUUCUGCUUUACCGUGAC